Messenger RNA from Caenorhabditis elegans, 422 nucleotides. RefSeq names its product Neuropeptide-Like Protein (gene nssp-82). The transcript is spliced from 3 exons. The record is from RefSeq and is marked reviewed. Lineage: Eukaryota; Metazoa; Nematoda; Chromadorea; Rhabditida; Rhabditidae. The coding region runs from base 121 to 348 and encodes 75 amino acids.
AUUCUAUUUCCCGAGAAAUACUUGUUCUAUUGGUCAUUUUAUUUUCCGGCUCACUACUUUCUUGCCGAGUUGUAUAAGGUUAAAAACAUCAAACCCCAUUUGUAGAGCCGCAUCGCCGUCAUGUUCAACGUCAAACUUCUUCUCGCUUUUUUCUUGUGUGUUUUGGUAGUUGAAACUACCACAAAGGUGGUCAAGUUUCACUCAGUUUCCUUCAAUCAACCAUCCUGGAGAACUUCCCAACGCUCCAGACAGAUUCAAGGCUACGGUCCAGUGUCGGCGUUUGCUGAAAGCGGCUCCUCUCGACCACUUUUUUUCGGUUCAUGGCGCAAACGCUUCGAUGAGGAAUAAAUUUUAUUCAUUCGUUUCUCAAGAUCUUACGUUUUCCCGUUCGUUUGUCAGUGAAAAUAAAAAGUUGUUAUGUG